This is a messenger RNA of Pungitius pungitius (ninespine stickleback), 3053 nucleotides long. It is a transcript of the gene ankdd1a, whose product is annotated as ankyrin repeat and death domain containing 1A. Gene Ontology annotation, cellular component: nucleus; cytoplasm. The transcript has 15 exons. Gene Ontology annotation, biological process: signal transduction; regulation of barbed-end actin filament capping. NCBI's taxonomy places the organism in Eukaryota, Metazoa, Chordata, Actinopteri, Perciformes, Gasterosteidae. Bases 141 to 1745 code for a protein of 534 amino acids. Gene Ontology annotation, molecular function: protein binding. The record is from RefSeq and is a predicted model, not a curated record.
AUGAUAUACACAGUUUCUCUGUGUGGCUUGACCAAAAUAUCUACACUUGUCGUCCAACCUUCUUUUUUCAUCUCAUGCUAAAGAUCAACUAAGAGCCCUACAAUGAGAGGGCGGAGGGCAGCGCGGUGAGGUGCGCAGAGAUGGAGGACGGCCUGGUGUCGGAGGACGAUGUGUUGCUUUGGUCAGAAAAGGAGUUCCAUGACGCUGCGAAGAGGAACGACCCGGAGAGAAUGCGGGAGCUGAUCCAGAAGGGUGUGGACGUCAAGGCCAAAAACAAAACGGACCGCAAAGCGCUGCACUGGGCCGCGGGAGCCGGGAACGAGCAGGCGCUCCGUCUCCUGCUGGACCACGACACCGACGUUGACGAGAAGGACGCCUUUGGCAUGAACGCUCUGCUUCUGGCGUCCUGGUUUGGUCACCUAAAGGUCCUGCAGAUCCUGGUGUCGUGUGGGGCCAAGCUCAACAGUGAAAACAAAGACGGUCUGAGCAUGCUGCACUGUGCAGCCCAGCGAGGCCACAUACGAGUCCUGGAGUUCAUCAUGGAGGACCUGGAAGACGUACGACUCGACAGACUCGACAAGUCGGGGAAGACGGCCCUUCACCUGGCUGCUGAGAGUGGACGGUUUGAGGUGGUGGAGUUUCUCAUUGGAAUGGGCUGCACGCACGGCUUGAAGGACAAGGACGCCAACACGGCCGUGCAUCUAGCAGCAAAGUGUGGGCACACACAAGUCCUGCAGAAGAUGGUGGAGACCGGAGUCGAUGUCGACGAGAGAAACAUAGAUGGUCUCACAGCAUUGCACCUGGCAGCUGACGGAGGUCACUACGAAUGUGUCAAACUGCUGCUGGAGGUCGGCUGCGAUGCCAAUGCACAGACUAAUAAGAACAUGAACGCUCUCCACUACGUGGCCCAGCAUGGCUUUGACAGGGAGGCUGGUUUGCUGCUGGAGGCCGGAAUCAACAAAAAUGCUGUAGACAAUCAACAAAACACAGCUCUCCACUUAGCUGUGUUCAACAACCACGCCACGGUUCUACGGCUGCUCAUAGACGCCCACUGUGACCUGGACAUCACUGACUGUUGCGAUGGAAUGCACAUUUUAGAAAUGACACAGUGGCCCCGGUGCAACAAUGUCAGAUUCCCGGCAUGUGGUUCGCAGAGACAACAGACGGUUUUGCACAUCGCAGCAGAGCACGGCUGGCAGGACUUGGCUGAGAUGAUGCUGGUCUCCGGUGUUAACCUCAAUCUGACUGACAAGCAGGGGAAAAGGUGUUUGGAGGUGGCAGCCAGAGGAAACCACGUCCUCCUGGUUGACAUGAUCAUCAAAGCUGACCGUUUUUAUAAAUGGGAGAAGGAUCAGAUGAGCAGCGAGCAGGACUCCUGGCUGGUGAGACCUCUAAGCUUCAAGCAGGACCACCAGCCAGAGACACAGCACCUCCGGUCUGUCCUGUGGAGCCUGGCCACCAAGCACCUGUGCCGCGGGGAGUGGAAGAUCCUGGCACAGCACUGGGACUUCAGCCCCGCACAUAUACAAGCUAUAGAGCAACAGUGGACCGGUAUGAAGAGCUUCAAAGAGCACGGCCACCGGAUGCUGCUAAUCUGGCUCCACGGAGUUGGGAUGGCGGGGGAGAACCCAGUCAAAGGCCUGUACGAGGGGCUGGUGGAAAUCUCACGGACAGACUUGGCAGAGUGUAUCCGGCAAAAGGCCAACGCAGAGACCAGCUCUCCCAAGAUGUGCUCUGCAAUGUGAUCACCACUGAGUGACUGCAACCGUGCACGCUCUCAUAGUCGGACCUACUUGCAAAGUGCUAAAGAAAGGUCUUCCCUGAGCUGAGCCCAUGACAAAGCGUAUGAGGGGCCGUUUAGGACUAUUGUGACACUACUGAGACCCUCUUACACGUACUAAUGCAACACUCUUGCGUUCGCUAUUGAAAUGCUCUCACACACAUUGGUCAGACGCUUAUUGAUUAAUUGAUUGAAGCAUUUUAUUUCUUGAACAUGUAGAUAUUAACAUAAUAUAUUAAAAAAUCAACAUAGACCACAAAAUAAAAAUGAAGUCACCUUCUGUUCAAGAAAAGGAGUAGAGGGAAGCAAAAGCUUAUAGUUCCCUACCCCCUAUCUUUCAGUUAAAUGAAUCUUUUACAUGACCAACAUUAGGUAAUUUCCUAUGUUUACAAACCUUUAUUUUACUUGCACAUUUAGCGGACAUACCUUCUACGUUUAAUAUUCACUAUUAGUAUAUAUUACGUUGAAGAUUAAAAUCACUCCUCUGUUCAUCCUACAUACAUACAUACAUACACCUAUAAGUACACACACACAGCCUUAAAUAAAUACAAUUUAAGACCGUAAACUACCUGUCAUUUCCAUCACUGAACAUUUUUUAACAGAUCUCAUAUUUGGCUAAUGUGUAUAAUUUAAGAUGUUUUUUUAAACUGCAAUAUGUUUACAAUCUUUGAUCUUAUCUGGUAAGUUGUUCCACAACUUCACCCCACAGACCGAUAUGCACCUGCUUUUGAGUGUAGAGUGUACCUUUUGAGGUACACUCUUAAAUUAUAGUCUCCUAAUCUGUCGCUAAACCAUCUUUGAAUGUUUCCUGAAAGUAGGCUGUUUCUUGCUUUAUAUACAAUCUGUAACGUUUUAAAAUCUUUUAAAUCCAUAAACUCUAAUAUUUUUAAUUUCAGAAAUAAUGUGUUUGUGUUCAUAGUACCCCACUUUGUUAACUAUCCUUAUUGCUUUUCUUUUCAUUGGGCAUAUUGCCUGUAGGGUGCUUUUGUAGGUAUUACCCCACACAACUCAAAUAGGGGGAAAACCGUGUACAGUACAGUGUAUGCAGUGAUUUUAUAUUCAAUAUAUGUCUGACUGACUAGUAUCCCUACACAGCGUGCCAAUUUUGAGUGUACACGAGUGACCUGUGGCCUCCAGCUGACCUUGUGGUCUAUCAUUACACCUAGAAAGGAGUAUUCAAACACCCUUUCGAUUUUAAUAUCGAUGUUUAGUUCAAUGUGUCUGUUUGCUUGUGUGUUACUUUUGCCAAAGACCAUAAAUGUGGUUUUCUUUA